AUGAAACCAGCGUCAGACAAGAAUUUCCGCUGCAAUGUCUGCCAGCGAUCGUUCACUCGCAUUGACCACCUGAAGCGACAUCAUCUGCGACUGAUAAUCUGCGUAUUCACUACACGGAAUGUCCCCAGCGAGGAGAUCAACCAAUUCCAGAAACCGGUCAACGCGGUAGACGCCGACACGCUUGUGCAUCAACGAAAGCUAAAAUUGAAAGUCCAAAAUGUACACUCAAUAACUGUUAUGCUUGGAAUAAAGUCGAUUGCUAACGGCAAAACAGCUACAGAAGCCUCGCUUCUCAAGAACGAAGAGUUGGAAUUGUCCGAUCGAGGAUCGAUCCGCUUUCUUCUCAAUGGCGGUACGGAUAGUUUCACUGAAAGAUUUCGUCUUCCUCCGCGCAGCGACCGCGCUCGGGGCAUGCAGUAUCACACUCAGAAAGAGUUGGAAGAAGCUACAAAUACCGCCAAUCUCAAGAAUGUGUCCUCGGAUUUUGACGAUCUGACGUCAUUUGAAGAAAGCUUCAUGUCUUUGAUAACCGGCCCCUUUCCAGAGCAUCAAAGGUCAAUUACAGAUCAUUUCCCUGGUAGUUUUAAUGCUGAUACAGUGAAUUUUUUGGGUCAAGAUCAAACUGGAGGCAUGGCUGGUGAUUCCUCUUUCUACGAGUCAGAGAACCCUUUCUCAAAGGCGCUCAUUCAAGCAAUUUUAGCCACUGCAUGGACAAUAGGCAUAGACGCCAAUGCACAACAAGAGAUUUCAUCGAGCCUCCAUUUUCUUUUGACGACACACCGGAUUCACAAGUUCGUAUCAUUAUACUUUCAAUACUGGCAUCGCAACUGCAACAUUAUUCAUGUGCCAUCAUUCAGCCUCGAACAAGUUUCAAUGCCUUUACUCGCUUCGGUUAUCUUUAUGGAAGCUAUGUAUUCAAAUGACGAACACGAGGCGUUCGUGGCGCGGCGAAUGCUAGACUUUGCUGAGUUGCCAACAACAGAUACGGAACGGGCAGAUUGGCUUUCCCUUCAGACUCUACAGGCGGCAUUUGUGAUGGUAGUCACUCAGUAUUGGGCGGGCUCAAAGAUGUCACGCAACAGGGCAAUGGAAGUUCGGUACAACGAAAUUAUUCUGACAGCACGCAGAAUGGGGCUUACAAAAUGCCGUCAUCUGCUUGAAGACAGUCUUCAUGAGAUGCUGUGGAUCCAGAAGGAGUGUCGUAUCCGGACUAUGAAUAUCAUUGCGUUGCUUGAUUGUGCCUUUUCUUUUUAUUCCAACUUUCCUUGUCGGCUUACACCGGCGGAGUUGGAAUGUGAUUUGCCAUGCGAAGACACAAUAUUUGGCUCUAAACAUCCUUUCUCUCAUCCGAACUUCCGCUUUACCAGAGAAACCACCAUCUAUGAAGCCUUUCGGUAUCUCUUCCAGAAUGGCCAGGCGGGAUCGAGCAGUGGAAAAUAUGAUGAUCAUUCUCGUAAUCAACACCAAGAUUAUUCAUCUCUUGGAAUGAGCUUCACGGUUACAGACAUGUUUUUCUUAAUACAUCCAUCAAGUAGUCCUUAUAACUCUCAACAACCGUCUUUGCCAGACGACCCGGUUGUCGUCAGCAUUCGCAAUGCGCUCAGUCGCUGGCGGACACUAUGGGCCGAUUUACGAACGCGAAUUCCAGCAGACGAAUGGGCCGCGAUAGGCUUUAAUAAGACAGCAUACAACUUUUGGCAGGUAGCCAAUCUGCUCAUCACCAAAAAACAUAGUGUCGAUGUCAUUAUGCAAAUGGAGAUUAAAUGCGAAGAUAAGCUGGGGAAGUUGAAAGUGCUGUUACUGGAUGAUAACGAUUGA
Messenger RNA from Talaromyces atroroseus, 1818 nucleotides. RefSeq lists its product as hypothetical. The transcript is spliced from 7 exons. Gene Ontology annotation, biological process: regulation of transcription by RNA polymerase II; DNA-templated transcription. Lineage: Eukaryota; Fungi; Ascomycota; Eurotiomycetes; Eurotiales; Trichocomaceae. The record is from RefSeq and is a predicted model, not a curated record. Gene Ontology annotation, cellular component: chromatin. The coding region runs from base 1 to 1818 and encodes 605 amino acids. Gene Ontology annotation, molecular function: zinc ion binding; RNA polymerase II cis-regulatory region sequence-specific DNA binding; DNA-binding transcription factor activity, RNA polymerase II-specific.